UUUUGAGACCAAAAUGGAGCAAAAGAGCAGCAUUGUUUGUUCCUGUGGCUGUCAAAUUCAACAGUGGCACAAUAUCGGCCUCAACUGACAAACAUUAUGAAUCGUAGUCUCAGUCAUCCUCUUCAAAUGAGAAUGAGCAAAAUGAUUGACAGGUGAAAAGCAUUAAUGUCUGCAGACACAUUUUUGUUUGUUGUUGACAAAGUCUUCAGCUGUCACAGAGAUGACACAGAGACGCGAAAUAUGCAGGACUUACUUCACUUAUUUCAUUAAUAUCUUUAAGGGAGUAGAACAUUUCUGAGUACUUUUCCAUGAAAAAUGGCUUACAGCACCUUUAAAAUGAGCGUGAUAAAGACGAAGAAGAAAGGGAAAAGGGUGAAUCAAAUAAAUUAGACAGACAAAAUGAUGGCACUUCACCCAUCCAAGUGGGAGGGGCUGCUUGGCAUCCUUUAAUUAUUUGCCUACUGUCCACAUCACAACGCCUAAUUAAGCCGUGACUGAUAGUUUAUUUAAAGGAGCGGAAUUGGGCCGGAGGCAAGCUAGGUUAUACGGGGUUAAAGCUUGCAGAUUUGGCUUUCCUGUUUAAAUGACGACGAUGACAGAAAGUUUCAUCGUGCAUCUCCUCAUCCUGACUUUGUUAGCGGAGUUUCGUGAUGUGAGGGCCUAUCCACGGAGCUCUGACCCCCGGAUGCCCUUUACAUCCGGUCGGUCACAGAUGAGUGAAACAUUUCUAAUGAAGCAACAGACGAGCAACGUGAAAGACUCGCCCGGUAGACCGAUCACGCGUGUGAAAACCGUAACCGUGACUUGCCACGAGAACUACAUGGAGAUUGCGAUUAAGGCGGAUCUAUUUGAUCUUGGUUUACCGGUGGAUGCGUCAGAGUUGCGGCUUGGAGCAGACAGUCAGUUUAUUCCUGCAUGUAAAGUGACGGCGUCCUCUUCAAACCAGUUCAUCAUUGCAGCUGAACUCACUGACUGCGGCACUCAACACUGGAUCACAGAUGAAUCUCUUAUUUACACAAACCUUCUCAUCUUCUCUCCACAACCCUCUCCUGAUGGGGUGAUUCGACUGGAGAAUGCGGUAGUUCCUAUUGAAUGCCAUUACAGCAGGAGGUUUGACGUAACCAACAAGCCCAUCAGGCCAACAUGGAUUCCUUUCAGUUCAACACAAUCCACGGUGGAGGACCUGCAGUUUUCACUAAAGUUAAUGACGAGUGAUUGGAGCUCUGCACGGGCCUCUGGCGUGUACUUCCUGGGUGAUACUAUAAACAUGGAAGCCUCAUUUCGUCUAGAUCAUCACGGCAACCUCCGUAUUUUUAUCGAGAGCUGUGUUGCCACGGUGACUCCUGACAUUAACUCUGUCCCCAGAUACACAUUUAUUGAAAAUCAUGGGUGUUUGAUGGACGGACAGCUAACAGGCUCAAAAUCACGUUUCCUUGCCCGAAUCCAGAAUGACAGACUUCAACUCCAGCUGGAUGCCUUCAGGUUCCACCAAGAGAAGAGGCCUGAGAUAUACAUCACAUGUAUUCUUCAAGCUUACCCUGUAAUGGAUGAAGUUAACCCUGUUCAUAAAGCAUGCUCCUUCAUCGAUGGAAGCUGGAGGUCUUCAGAUGGAGAUGAUUGGACUUGUUACAGCUGCCAAAAACGGAAGGAUUACGCUCCGUCCUUCCGCCUCGAGCAGGAACAGUCUUUGCCCCCUCAUGGUUCCCUAACAGACCAGACCUCAUAUACCCACAGGCCCAGCAAAUUCCAACCCAGAAUUCAAGACAGUUCUGGAAGUUCCUUAAAUGUCUUACAAACGUCAAGUGAGCCUUUCCCUCCUUCCUGGAGGAGCAUAAUUGUUCCUCAGGAGGAAGAGAGUGGAUCAGUGGGCUGGGAACAGGAGAAAACAGUGGGUCCACUGACCAUCUUUCCAAAGAAAACCGAAAUGGGAUUUUUGGCUCCCCCCAGAGUGAAGGAAGGUGUUCCGCCUUCCCCUUCUCUCAGUAAAGGCAAGAGACCAAUUCCUCAUAGCAGCCUAUGGAAAAGUGGUGCCACUGCAGGAAUGGACAUGGAAGGUGAUGUAACUCACCCCUCCUCAUUGGAACCCACUGAACAAUCCAAUAUCACUGCAAGUGAACCAGAACCCAAACAGCUGGAAGAUGAAGAUGAUGAUGAGUAUGAGGAGGAAGAUGAGGAUGAUAACAGUGAUGAAUAUGCAGAGGAAGAUGAAAAGGCAGGAGAAGCUACCAAAGACAUGUGGGACGUUGAAGUCUUGCCAGAAAACGAUCUGGAGAAGCUCUUUACAACGAAGUCCUCUUCAAUUGAUGAAGACUAUGUAGUGACUGCAUUGGACACAAGCCCUUCCCUUCUAGAUGAGGUGGAGCCAACUGCCACAGAUCACCCUCUUAAGGACACCUUGGUGACAAAUCUAUGGAAGGCUAUGGAUGCUGACAAAGAUGAAAUGGAUCCAACAGGGGUGGAGGAAAGCCUCGUCCUUAAAACACGAGCAGAAUUGAACACAUAACAGAAGUUUCACAAUUUGAACUGAUACAGUUUAAGAAAUAAAUAUUCCAGGAUUUAAUUGUUUUGUUUUUGUGAGUUAUUACAGCUCAUAGGUUUAGUUGAUGUAUAUGGAAAGACAUAGGAUCUGUUCUGCACUCAUUCUUGAUGGAAUGCUGCCUUUUAUGAAACCACAUUUUAUUUUUGGUAUGAUUUUCUAGUAAAUGGAAUCACAGAUCAAAAUAGUAGAUACAAAGACCUUGUGAAAGGCCUACAUUCUUGAUACCAAGAUGUUGUAUAGUUGUGGUGUGCACUCUCCACUGGAGCAAACUAAGUGUCUAAAGAAACAGAGCAAUGUUAGUGACGUCCUCUACCAAACUGACUACUUGCAAAGUUUAAGAUAAAUGGGAGUUUGCUGUGAUUUAAGUCUUUCAUAUGGUUUCAAAUACUGAUUUGCAGCAAAAUAAGGUGACUACAACUGACACACUUAAUAUAGCUUCGCUACUAGUGUCUAUAAUUUGGGCUCUGAAAGUUCCUGUUCAUUGCAUGUAUUGCUUCUGUUAUUGCAAUCAAACACAAAUCUGCCCAUUUUAUUUUUUUUUCCCCACUAAGAAUAUCUGUGGUAAAUAUUAGAAACUACCAUGUUUUAAUUGGCUGGGUUGUAGUGAAGACUGUCACAGUUAAGAUUCAUACACAAUGAAGUUUGACAAAUAUUUUCCCAAACUAUGAAGUGCAUAAAUUAAAUUGACAAAGCUUAUUGCCAUUAAAAACAGCGGAAACAGUAGGUAAAAAAACACAUAACUGCAGUAAACAUUUCUUCAGCCUAUUGUGAGAUGUUGAGGGGUUUCUACACAAAAAAUCCUCCACUUUUUAAUCUUGUACAUGUUA
This is a messenger RNA of Myxocyprinus asiaticus (Chinese sucker), 3366 nucleotides long. RefSeq names its product zona pellucida sperm-binding protein 3-like. The coding region runs from base 584 to 2503 and encodes 639 amino acids. The transcript has 10 exons. NCBI's taxonomy places the organism in Eukaryota, Metazoa, Chordata, Actinopteri, Cypriniformes, Catostomidae. Gene Ontology annotation, biological process: egg coat formation; binding of sperm to zona pellucida; positive regulation of acrosome reaction. Gene Ontology annotation, cellular component: extracellular matrix. The record is from RefSeq and is a predicted model, not a curated record. Gene Ontology annotation, molecular function: acrosin binding.